CUCUCUCUGACUGGCAACUUCUCAACUACCACCAACGGAUGGCAAUUUCAGUCUGAUCGAAGCACAUACGACAAAUACUCCUGGUGCCUCCCUGCGAAUAAAUCAACUGGUUCAGAUCUUUGACGUGCUCUUGCAUGCUGCCUGACCCCUUCCUUCCUUCUGCUGUCGUCCCGGUAGCAGGCCGCUCUUUGUUCAGUCAUGGUACGACCGCAGCCGCAGAGAUUCCCUCUUUUCGGCAGCCUUGUAUUCUAACUGUCAGUAGCCCGAUCGUGACGAAAACCCAUGGUCCGAUAUCUCGGCAAGACUACAAAAUCUUAGAAAUCUCCUCAACUCCGAGCGGCAUCUAGGUGCCGACCAUCAACAGGCUUUCGAAGCCAUCGAUCGAGAAAUGGACCAUCAGAUGGCUGCGGAUCGCUCAGCUGCACGGGAGCGACGAAGAAGAGACCUUGAAGCGCAUAUACAGGAACAGGAUGCAUCGUCAGUAUCAGAAAAUCCACCACAAACCAACAAUCCUUCCAGCCUUGUACGAAGCAGGAGGAGAGCGUUUCGACCCAGCGAGCGUCUCCAGAGGUAUCAGAGAGAAAGGCUCGGACAAUCCAGCAGGACUGUUGCAUCCGAAGCCUAUAUUUCUCCAUCCACUGCGUCUCCAUCUACUGUGCAGCCGAACAAUGACCGCGGCGAACGCUUGAGAGCGAAGCGGAGAAAGCUGGACGAUGGGACAUACGAGGACGAGCCUCGGACAUUCAGCUACGGCCACAAUGGACAGGUUAUUACUGGACAGCUUCGAAUGGAGAUCGUCAGUUGUGAUGGUGGCGAAUACUCUGAUCCUCAUGUGCCCAUCAAUUCAUACCCACAGAACGUUCUUGUGGACGAUACCACUGUCUACUGUACCAAGACCAAUCGAUGUAACCUCCUGUUCAAGCAUGUUGGAGGGAUGCCAUUCACGUUGACAAAGAUAGUCGUGAAGGCUCCUCGAGCGGGCUUCGAUGCCCCAAUUCAAGAGGGACUGAUUUUCAUCGCCAUGGACGAAGAUAACCUACUUGACAAGACGUCUCAAUAUGAUGUACGCUGGACUCCAAAGAGCCGUAGGCUACUUCGUCACAGACAAGAUGGCUAUCGACCACCCUAUCGACCAUCUCACGAGUACAUUAAUUCCACAAGGUCUCCGCUGAGAUCUAUCAACAGCUCACGGUACCUCAACAAUCCUACCGAACAGGACGAGGACUCUGAAUCCGACACUGUACUCUUUCCCGGCUUCACCGUUUCGAUUACGGACCCUUCUGAUGAGGAGGACGCUGCACUGGGCCCGCCUUCACCGAGACCAUGGCAAGAUGACGAAUACUCGUUACGGUCAUAUGUCGACCGAUACCGACCUACGUACCUGGAGGACGAUCGCGAUGAUGGCUUAUGGUCGACAUCUGGCGACUCUGAUGAUGGCUGGGACGAUCCCGAACGUGAGAGAUGGCACCGGCAACAACCCGACGAGGAUAGGCUGCAUCACCAAGACCGCAUUGUGAACCUUAUGCGGGCACAGCAAAUUCGUGACAGUGAUGGGCUCCUCGGACGACGCAAUCACCAGGGUGCGUCUCAGAACGAUGACGGCAUUCACCAUCGAACCUCGACACCCAGGAGAAGUGGUAUGCGCACAUCUGCACCGCCUAUCGGCGCCGCUGAGUCAAGCUGCCCAGCGGACGAACGAUCCGGCAGACCUAGAGAAUAUGUUGACGAGACUGUGGCCAAAAGCGGAAGAGGCGAUGCCGGUGCAAGCUCGUCUACAAAGUCAGACACAAUCCUUCCUCAUGCUCGGUUCUUCAUCAAUAAGAGCAAAUCCAGCGCUGCAAUCAGAUUUGACCCCCCAGUUUCCGGUCGUUAUGUCCUGGUAAAACUUUGGGCUCAAUGUCCCAGUGCAAAUAUUGAUGUGCAGGCUAUCCUGGCACACGGUUAUGGUGGACCUCGGUUCUUUCCAAGCAUAGAACCGAGAUGAUUGACGAAGGUCUACGAAUUUACGAAUGCUUGCUUUGCAGAUCAAUCGAAGCUGAAAGGGAGGGAGCGCUGCAUCUAUGUUCACCAGACCUUUAUGAAGGGUUCGUAAUCGGCCUUCAUCUUGUCUCAGCGCUGCAUCACUUCGCGCGGGAUCAAGGCUUAACAUAGGUGAGGCCUUUGGAUCAGAUCAGCUUCACAAAUUGACAUAAUAUAUUGUUGGAAAUGUCAACGAA
Molecule: messenger RNA, 2216 nt
Organism: Exophiala xenobiotica
Lineage: Eukaryota; Fungi; Ascomycota; Eurotiomycetes; Chaetothyriales; Herpotrichiellaceae
Exons: 2
Coding region: 389-1984 (531 amino acids)
Source: RefSeq, a predicted model, not a curated record